Messenger RNA from Numida meleagris (helmeted guineafowl), 2766 nucleotides. RefSeq names its product methylenetetrahydrofolate reductase (gene MTHFR). Gene Ontology annotation, biological process: tetrahydrofolate interconversion. Gene Ontology annotation, cellular component: cytosol. The coding region runs from base 151 to 2106 and encodes 651 amino acids. Gene Ontology annotation, molecular function: FAD binding; methylenetetrahydrofolate reductase [NAD(P)H] activity. The transcript is spliced from 12 exons. The record is from RefSeq and is a predicted model, not a curated record. NCBI's taxonomy places the organism in Eukaryota, Metazoa, Chordata, Aves, Galliformes, Numididae.
GUACGGGAGGUGAAGGCGCGGCACCAUGUUGGAUAAGGGAACAGCGGGACACCACGUGAUGAACGGGGGGGGAACAGCGGGGCUUAAAGGGACGCGGGAUGGGGCCGCCCGCGAUGCACAGCGCCCAGCGCCGCGGGGAGAGAGCUCACCAUGGUCAAUGAGAACCAGCAUGCCUGCAGUGCCAGUUCCAGCUCCAAGUCCGAUGGCGGCAGCAGCAGCGGGAGCGAGAGCUCCAAGGACAGCUCGCGCUGCUCCACUCCUGUCCUCGAUGCCGAGCGUCACGAGCGACUGCGGGAGAAGAUGCGCCGGCGGCAGGACUCCGGGGACAGGUGGUUCUCCCUGGAGUUCUUCCCUCCACGCACAGCCAAUGCUGCUGUCAAUCUCAUCUCCAGGUUUGACCGCAUGGCAGCAGGUGGUCCGCUCUUCAUUGAUGUGACGUGGCAUCCUGCAGGGGACCCAGGAUCUGACAAGGAAACCUCCUCCAUGAUUAUUGCUAACACCGCAGUCAACUACUGCGGCCUGGAGACCAUCCUCCACAUGACGUGCUGCAAUCAGACCAAGGAUGACAUCACAGGGCACCUGCAGAAGGCCAAGCGGCUGGGGCUGAAGAACAUCAUGGCAUUGCGUGGAGAUCCUGUUGGUGAGGAAUGGGAGGAAGAAGUACAUGGAUUCAAUCACGCUGUUGACCUGGUUAAGCACAUUCGCAGUGAAUUUGAUGAUUACUUUGACAUCUGCGUGGCAGGCUACCCCAAGGGUCAUCCUGAAGCAGAGAGCUAUGAAGCGGACCUGAAGCACUUGAAGGAGAAAGUCUUUGCUGGGGCAGACUUCAUCAUUACACAGCUUUUCUUCCGAUCAGAAACCUUUCUCAAGUUCAUGAAGGACUGUCAGGCCAUUGGCAUCACCUGCCCCAUUAUUCCUGGCAUCUUCCCCAUACAGGGCUACCACUCCCUGCGCCAGCUGGUGAAGCUCUCCAAGCUGGAAGUGCCCCAAGAAAUCAAAGAUGUGAUUGAACCCAUCAAGGACAACGAUGCAGCUAUCCGGAACUAUGGGGUGGAGCUGGCAGUGUCCAUGUGCCGGGAGCUGCUGGACAGUGGCAUGGUGCAUGGGCUCCAUUUUUACACCCUCAAUCGGGAAGUGGCUACUACUGAAGUCCUUAAGCGCCUUGGCAUUUGGAAUGAGGACCCUAGGCGACCUCUGCCUUGGGCAGUCAGUGCUCAUCCCAAGAGAAGAGUUGAAGAUGUUCGGCCAAUCUUCUGGGCCUCUAGGCCAAAAAGCUACAUCUAUCGAACUCAAGAAUGGGAUGACUUCCCCAAUGGUCGAUGGGGUAACUCCUCUUCUCCAGCCUUCGGGGAGCUGAAGGACUAUUACCUCUUCUACCUGAAGAGCAAGUCUCCCCGUGAGGAGCUCCUGAAGAUGUGGGGAGAAGAACUGACUAGUGAGGAAAGCGUCUUUGAGGUUUUCACAUGUUACAUCACCGGAGAGCCCAACAAGAAUGGACACAGGGUUACGUGUAUGCCCUGGAACGAUGACCCUCUUGCUACUGAAACCAGCCUUCUGAAGGAGCAGCUGGAGAAGGUCAACAGACGGGGAAUCCUGACCAUCAACUCCCAGCCAAACAUCAAUGGCAAACCAUCCACAGACCCCAUUUUUGGCUGGGGACCUAGUGGAGGUUAUGUUUUCCAAAAGGCCUACCUAGAGUUCUUCACCUCCAGUGAGAUCGUCACAGCACUGCUCAAAGUGUUGAAGAAGUACGAGUUGCGGGUGAACUACCACAUUGUCAACGUCAAGGGCCAGAAUAUCACCAAUGCCCCUGAUCUGCAACCCAAUGCUGUCACCUGGGGCAUCUUUCCAGGCAGAGAGAUAAUCCAGCCCACUGUGGUGGAUCCUGUAAGCUUCCUUUCCUGGAAGGAUGAGGCCUUUGCUCUGUGGAUUGAGCAGUGGGCCAAGCUCUACGAAGAGGAGUCACCCUCUCGCAUGAUCAUCCAGUACAUCCAUGACAAUUAUUAUUUGGUCAACCUGGUGGACAACGACUUCCCACUUGAAAACUGCCUCUGGCAGGUAGUGGAUGAUACUUUUGAGCUGUUGAACUCUCCACCUCAGCAGUGAAAAACUCCCCUUCAACUCCCUUACUCUUCCCUUCCAUCUACUGCCUGCAAGGAGAGAAAAAGCAGCUCCUGUCAGGAUGCUGGACCAUGUGCUCCUAAACCCAGUGAGCAUUGCUGCUCAGAGCCAGGCAGUUCUGAUCAGCCCCCACUACAAGCUCUUCUAUCCUCAACACAAACGUUCCCUCUCCCUUUCCACUGAACAGCAGCCAGAACCAUCUGUAUUUCUGAGCUGAGACUCUCAGCUGAGCUUGAAGGCCAGCUCUGCAGCAUGGAGGGGUGCUUACCAUGGUUACGUUGAUUACAGCUCGUAGGAGAAACCUUGCACGCCAAUGUGGUACAGCUCAGUGGAAGUCUGGUAACUUUCUUCUGCAAGGUAUGCUGCUUUGGGGAGCAGAAACACUCUCGUCAGCAACAUCUAUGCAAGGAAGCUAUUGCAGAAGUUAGCAGCCAUGAAAAGAAGCUCAAGCUGCUUUUAUAUUGCACUCCGAAGAUGUACUGCAUCAUAACUAAUAUCAGACUCUUUUGUGCUCACUCCAGAAAAAGGUUCAAUUUUUCCUAACUUCUCUUACUGUAAUUUUUUUAAUAGGAAUAUGAAUUCCACUUCUGGCUGUGAUCAAAUAAGAAUCACUACUAAGAGUACAAUAAACUACACAUAUACAGA